AUGGCGGUAGAAUUCAUUUUGAAGACCGAGCAACACUGUCACGACGCGAAAGCAAACUUCGAUGAACAAUUUAUCACAAACGCUACAAUGAAUCUAAUCAAAAUGUGCUUAAUGUAUAUAAGUUGUCAUUCAAAAGUUAUUUUUUUAUGUGUAGUCCUAAUUUUGUUUUUAUUUAUUAUCUACAAGUCAUAUUGGAGUCCCGUGUUUUAUAGACGGGAGUUAUCAGAAACAGGUUUCCAGCAUCUACCUAAAAAGGACCGCUCCCUCCACAUGAUCCGGGCCCAGAGCAACCGCAAGUUUGGCAGUAAGCUACCCCCUCCAUACCCUAAUGGUUGGUUCUCCCUGGUGGAGAGCCGGGACUUGGAUGUAGGAGCCGUAGUUCCUAUUGAUGCUUUGGGUCUUAAUCUCUGCGUAUAUAGAGGGGAGGACGGUAAAGCGCGGAUAGUGGACGCGUAUUGUCCCCACCUGGGAGCGAACCUUGGUAUCGGGGGCACCGUCUGCGGGAACUGCAUAGAGUGCCCCUUCCACCAGUGGAGGUUUGGGGACAACGGCGCUUGUGUCAGCAUACCUGGCAUGGAGUCGGUUCCGAAGGGAAUAUCCAUCAAGACCUACCACGCUAUGGAGGUAGACGGCUCAGUGUGGAUCUGGUACCACGUGGACGGAGAACCCCCCCUUUGGACCGUGGAAGAGUCUGAGGAACUCAAGAAUUGGGGGUACAGAGGCCGGAAUGAGUUUCUGGUCAAUGCUCAUAUACAGGAGAUUCCAGAGAACGGUGCAGAUGUUGCACACCUUAACGCAGUUCACACUGUUUCUAUGUUCUCUGACCUCGGCCAGAAAUAUCCGUUCCUGAAUCAUUUAAUAGGUCAUCACACCUGGGGUGCGGAGUGGAAGAAAGGCGAUGAGCACCACGUGGCUAACAUCCAAAUCUCGCAGCGGUAUCUCAUCCUGAACGUGGAUGUUUUCCCCCUCAAAGUUACAGUUAAUCAAAUCGGACCAGCUCAUGUGAGGCUAAGCUUCAUGUCCCCGUUGGGGCCCAUGAUGGUUCUGCAGUCCGUGACCCCGCUAGGGCCCCUACUGCAGAGGGUGGUUCACAGAGUGUACUCCCCUCGUUACAACGCGCCGCUUGGAGCUGCGCUGGUCUUACUGGAAGCAAAACAGUUCGAGAGGGACGUCGCAAUAUGGAACAACAAGCGCUACGUCAGCUCGCCCGCUUACGCCAAAAGUGAUAAAACAAUCCGCACCUUCAGGUCUUGGUUCAGCCAGUUUUACAGCGAGAACAGUAUAUCUGUAAGGGACGCGAUGCAAAACCCUUUAGACUGGUAG
Messenger RNA from Pararge aegeria (speckled wood butterfly), 1323 nucleotides. RefSeq names its product cholesterol 7-desaturase nvd (gene nvd). Gene Ontology annotation, biological process: chlorophyll biosynthetic process; cholesterol metabolic process. The coding region runs from base 1 to 1323 and encodes 440 amino acids. Gene Ontology annotation, cellular component: chloroplast. The transcript has 8 exons. NCBI's taxonomy places the organism in Eukaryota, Metazoa, Arthropoda, Insecta, Lepidoptera, Nymphalidae. The record is from RefSeq and is a predicted model, not a curated record. Gene Ontology annotation, molecular function: chlorophyllide a oxygenase activity; 2 iron, 2 sulfur cluster binding.